Molecule: messenger RNA, 1272 nt
Organism: Trichosporon asahii var. asahii CBS 2479
Lineage: Eukaryota; Fungi; Basidiomycota; Tremellomycetes; Trichosporonales; Trichosporonaceae
Exons: 2
Coding region: 1-1272 (423 amino acids)
Molecular function (GO): protein binding
Source: RefSeq, a predicted model, not a curated record
AUGCUGCAGCUACCCGUCGAGCUGAAGCUCAUGAUAGUCAGGCAGCUGCCCUGCGACGACCUCCUCAGCCUUCUUACCGUCUGCAGGGAGCUCAAGGCGUUGGUUCAUCCCCUGUUCUACGACCACCUCCGCUUCGCCAAGGCGGGGUUCGCUUUCCCUCACGCGCCGAACCCCUAUCCCUUCCUCGAUAUUUCCAACCUCCAGGUCCCGAACCCCGUCUCGAACAAGGAGCGCGCAGGGAUUCAGAACCGCGUGCGCACCAUCACUAUUCCUUGCCACCCUCACGACACUUGCGUGGGCUGGGAAAGGCUUCAAGAGCCACGCAGUGUGACCGUGAAGGCAGAGGUUCUCACGAUCGAGUUGGCGUUCCCGUGCCAAAAUGGCAUUGCUGAGUGUCACGACCCCGUCUGUCGCCACAACUGCGACAAAUGUAAGAGUUACUCCUACCAUCACUACGAUCAUCCGGACGACGGCGGUCACCCGUUCCCCACGUGCAAGUUCUUCGACGGUCUCGCCUUUCUACCUGAGCUCGCCAAAUCUGCCUCUCGAUUUGUGGUGGCACUCGAGCCCCACAACUUCAAGGUUUCGCGGUUCCGUGACGAAAGGUAUCCGUACUUUGACGACCCCGAGGACGACUGCCCGCACGGCCAUGCGGGAGCCAAAAAACUCAUGGCUAUCAUUCCUUCGAAUGUAACGGAUAUAACGCUCGUCUUCAAGACGAUCUCGCCCGAGAUCGAGUGGGCGCCGAACUGCAAGCACCAUGAUACCGGGUGGUACGAAGAGGGAUGCCCAUCGUGCCCCUGUGGUUGUGAUGCUUCACAGGUCGGUUCCACGAAACAGCAGUCGUGCUGGCAGUCCGACCUCUGGCUGCAGCUUGCCACGGCAGUCGCGGCCUCCAGAGCUCGAGUCACAAUUGUAAACUACUCGUCCAUCAUCCCCGAAGGCGUGAAGCGUGAGGACGCCUUCAAAGGGCUGAAGAGGGGCAAACGCUACACCGUGCGCCAGCAGUUCCUGACCCUGUUGCGCAAAGCGCACAAAUCGCAAGAGGAGUACGAGGCUCGCCUCAAGGACGUCCACCUCGUAUCAAUGGAGAGCUGGAUCCGCUCCGGUCCGUGGGAGGACGUGUUCAAGCGCAGCGAGCUCAGUGGAUGGUUCGACCACAUCGCCAACUCGGGAAAACCCAACAAAGGCUCGACGAAGAACAAGUCUAAGGCGACUGGUUCGAAAGGCGACAAGCCCGCCAAGUCUGCAGCUGCCUCACGCACUCGCUGA